Molecule: messenger RNA, 495 nt
Organism: Colletotrichum truncatum
Lineage: Eukaryota; Fungi; Ascomycota; Sordariomycetes; Glomerellales; Glomerellaceae
Source: RefSeq, a predicted model, not a curated record
AUGACAGCUCAGCCUCGAGUGCCGAUUUCGGCCUCGGCCGCAGUCCCGGCAAUCUACCAAAUCUUGUUCAUGACCAUUGAACCCAUCUUCGCCCUGUUGGGCAGUGUUAUGACUCUCCACGCACCGAACCAGUAUCUUGCGGGACUGACGCGCAACUCGCACCCGUACGCGCCGAAUACGCGAUUCCUUUUCACGCAGCUGAGCGGAUCUUGGCUGUUUUUCGCCUUCACCGAAGGCGUGGUCCUGCGGCUCUUUGAUGACCUUGACCUGUGGCGCGUCGUCUGUGCGGGCAUGCUCUUGAGCGACGCCGCCUACUGCCACGGCACGGCGCAGGCCAUCGGAGGCUGGAAGGUUUGGCUGAAUUAUUCCGAAUGGACGGUGGAGGAUUAUGUCAUCUUUUAUUCGACGGCACCGAUGGUUUUGGUCCGGAUUCUCAUCGUGCUUGGCAUCGGGGUGAAGACUUCAGGAGCUUCGAAGGGAGUGAAGCGGGAGUAG